AUGGCGUGCCAGGAAGGUGCGGAAGAUCAUCUGGCGUCAUCGGCGCCCGCCGACGACUUCGAGUUCUGCAUACUCUCGUCCGGCGGGCUCGCGCCGGCCGGGGACGACGCGGCGGCCGACAUGUGCGUCGCCGACGAGGUCUUCUCCGGCGGCAAGCUCCUCCCGCUCCGCCUCUCCUCGGCGGACGCGGCGUCCGCAGCACUGCUGCUGCUGCGCUCGGACUCGCUGGACGGCGCCGCGACGUCGACGGCCACCAGCAGCAGCGGCUACAGCUCCCGCUCCGUCAGCCGCAGCAGCAGCAGCUGCGUCAGCCGGAGCACGUCGUCCAACAGCGCGUCGUCCUCGGACAACGCCGGCCCCGGCGGCAGCUCGUCGUCCAGCAAGCAGAGCGCGUCCUCCUCCGCCGACGCCGCCGUCCCGCCGCGGCGCUCGCUGUCGGGCAGCGUGUUCUACGCGCACCCGAGCCCGUCGCCGCGCCCGCCUCCGCGCGGCCGGAGCCGGACAUCCGCGCCCGCGGCGGCAGCGCGCCGCAGCACCGGGUCCGCGCCGCCGGCGUCGUGGGGCGUCAUUCGCCUCGGCGUCGUCGGCGCUCCCGAGGUGUUGUACGCGCCGCGCCCGGCCGAGUACAGGAAACCGGCCGCGCCGAGGAGCGGGAACCGGAGCGCGAGGUUCGAGUCGGCGCCCGCGGACAAGAAGCUUGCGCUGGGGUUGCUGGGAGCCGGCCUGGUGUGCUCGUGCUCCCCUGACGCCGUCGCGCCGGUGGGCUCGGCGGAGGUGGCGGCGGCGGAGGCGAGGCGGAGGAGGAAGAAAGCGGAAGAGAAGAAGAGAGCGGCGUCGGCGACGGCGACGCAGAGUGGAAAGGGCACUGCUCGGAGCAGCAGGAUUCUCGAGUGGCUGGAGGACCUCUCCAUUUCCAAGGAGAAGAGCGCCGCGCCGCGUCGUCGUGUGGAUAGACAGAGAUCGUCGAGCUCCUGA
Molecule: messenger RNA, 975 nt
Organism: Miscanthus lutarioriparius
Lineage: Eukaryota; Viridiplantae; Streptophyta; Magnoliopsida; Poales; Poaceae
Source: the annotation of a GenBank genome assembly